AAUCUGGAAUUGAUUUAAAUACAACACAUCAGAUUUGCGAAGGAAAAAAAAAAAAAGAGAGAUCUGAAUCCGUCAAACAAACAAACAAAAAAAACCCCAAACGUUCGUUCACAGAUCUCGAGAGAUGAAAGGUGGUGAAAGCAAAGCGCAAGCGAAGAGCACUGACGAGAGAUUGAAGACGAGAGGGAAGAAAGCAGGGAAGAAAGUGAAGGAUCCGAACAAGCCUAAGAGGCCUCCAAGUGCUUUCUUCGUCUUCCUGGAGGGAUUCCGAAAGGAGUUCAAUCUAGCUAACCCUGACAACAAAUCCGUUGGAGCUGUUGGUAAAGCUGCUGGAGCCAAAUGGAAAUCAAUGACUGCUGAAGAUAAAGCUCCUUAUGUAGCCAAGGCUGAGACCAAGAAGACUGAAUACGCCAAGACUAUGCAAAAAUACAACAUGAAAUUGGCUAAUGGAACGAGUACAGCUGGAGAUGAUGACUCUGACAAGUCCAAGUCUGAGGUCAACGACGAGGAAGAUGCUGCAAGUGAUGAGGAGGAAGAUGAUGAUUAAAAUGAUGGAUCAGCAGCAGCAGUUUGUUUAAUUGAAGUAUCUUCUCUUCUGUUAUGUGUUAGCUUUACUAGUUUUAGGGAGAAAGUUGUUAUGUCUUCCCCCCCCUUUUAUGUUUUAACUGGGAUUAAUUCACAUCUCUCUACUUCCAACUUCCUCAUGAUAACUUUGGAUUUAGCUUUGAACUUCGUUUCUAGUUUUAUGAGAUGGUAUCCAUGUGUUUGCUUUGCA
Molecule: messenger RNA, 775 nt
Organism: Brassica napus (rape)
Lineage: Eukaryota; Viridiplantae; Streptophyta; Magnoliopsida; Brassicales; Brassicaceae
Product: high mobility group B protein 4
Exons: 8
Coding region: 125-547 (140 amino acids)
Source: RefSeq, a predicted model, not a curated record